Molecule: messenger RNA, 2110 nt
Organism: Cricetulus griseus (Chinese hamster)
Lineage: Eukaryota; Metazoa; Chordata; Mammalia; Rodentia; Cricetidae
Source: RefSeq, a predicted model, not a curated record
GCAGGGCGGGGCCUCGAGUUCAGUUCUCACAGGCGGGAGACGGAACUGAGGUGGAAAACCGGGCUUGGUCGUCCAAGCCUGUAACCCCAAUACUCAGGAAACUGAGGCAGGGGCAGUCAUGAAUUCAUGGUCAGCCUGGGCAACAUAACAAGACCCAGUCCAAAACCUGGGAAGAGUGACUGGAUAAACCAGGAAAAGACGCGGAAGCUAAGUAGAAGUUGAGUUAAUUCGUCUCAGUGUCACAGAAGUGGUAGAGCCAAGAUUUAAACCCUUCUUAACCAGCCUUCCUAGGAACCAACGGAUGUCUCCGGGUUUCCUAUUUGAUGACACCCACUGGACCUGCUUUGGGGGUCUGUAAAUACAGGAGAGCCAUUGGAUUAUUAGCGAUGGAAGAAAAAGCAUCUAAGAGAACAGAAUGAAAUGUUUUCCCUCCAGGUAAGAGAAUGUAAAUUGGUCUGGCCUGAGUUCCAGGAGAGAAGGGGUAGAUUGAUCGGAAUUGGCUGCCAGGUGCACAUCUGUACCACAGUUCACCAAUUCCCCCACAAUGAUGAUCAUGGUGGGUUUACCGGCUCGAGGCAAGACCUACAUCUCUACGAAGCUCACACGAUAUCUCAACUGGAUAGGAACACCAACUAAAGUGUUUAAUUUAGGCCAAUAUCGACGAGAGGCAGUGAGCUACAGGAACUAUGAAUUCUUUCUCCCAGACAACAUGGAAGCCCAACUUAUCAGGAAGCAGUGUGCUCUGGCAGCCCUAAAGGAUGUCCAUAAAUAUCUCAGCCAUGAGGAAGGUCACGUUGCGGUUUUUGAUGCCACCAACACUACCAGAGAACGACGAUCAUUGAUUCUGCAGUUUGCUAAAGAACAUGGUUACAAGGUCUUCUUUAUUGAGUCUAUUUGUAAUGACCCUGACAUCAUUGCCGAAAACAUCAAGCAAGUGAAACUCGGCAGUCCUGAUUACAUAGACUGUGACCAAGAAAAGGUUUUAGAAGACUUUCUUAAGAGAAUUGAGUGCUAUGAGAUCAACUACCAACCUUUGGAUGAGGAAUUGGACAGCCACCUGUCCUACAUCAAGAUCUUCGACGUGGGUACACGCUACAUGGUAAAUCGAGUGCAGGACCAUGUUCAGAGCCGCACAGCCUACUACCUCAUGAACAUUCAUGUCACACCUCGAUCCAUCUACCUAUGCCGUCAUGGGGAGAGUGAACUCAACCUCAGAGGCCGCAUUGGAGGUGACUCUGGCCUCUCAUCUCGGGGCAAGCAGUAUGCCUAUGCCCUAGCCAACUUCAUUCGGUCUCAAGGCAUCAGCUCCCUGAAGGUGUGGACCAGCCAUAUGAAGAGGACCAUUCAGACUGCUGAGGCCCUAGGUGUCCCUUAUGAACAGUGGAAAGCCCUGAAUGAGAUUGAUGCGGGUGUCUGUGAGGAAAUGACCUAUGAAGAAAUCCAGGAACACUACCCUGAGGAAUUUGCACUACGGGACCAGGAUAAAUAUCGUUACCGCUAUCCCAAGGGAGAGUCCUAUGAGGAUCUAGUUCAGCGUCUUGAGCCAGUUAUAAUGGAGCUCGAACGACAAGAAAAUGUACUGGUGAUAUGUCACCAGGCUGUCAUGCGGUGCCUCCUGGCAUACUUCCUGGAUAAAAGUUCAGAUGAGCUGCCCUAUCUCAAGUGUCCUUUGCACACAGUGCUCAAACUCACACCUGUGGCUUAUGGCUGCAGAGUGGAGCCCAUCUACCUGAAUAUAGAGGCUGUGAACACACACCGGGACAAGCCUGAGAAUGUGGACAUCACCCGUGAAGCUGAGGAAGCCCUGGACACUGUCCCUGCCCAUUACUGAACACUUUACAAGUGACCAGAUUGCCUCUGUCCUCGUUGCCUUCCUCCUGUAGGAACUGCUGCCCUUCUUCUCCCUAAGCAGACUCUGGCUGUAGCCUGAGAGUGUUCUACCUCCAGUGAAGAAGUCUGUAGCAGCUCCCAAACAAGUCUCAAUUCCUAGCCAAAACUAUAAAGUUCUUUUAAAUAACUAUUUUCUGAUGAAUAAAGACAGGUCUUCCUGCCUAUAGGACAGGGAGAGGCUAUAAGGCUUCUCCCAUUGUUCUCAAGAUCUUGAUUCUAA